GGAAACUCUGUCAACAAGCGGUCUUCUAUUUGUUUUGAAAUUCAGUAAUGGAAAUAAUGCUCAUUUCGAAACUAGUAGGAGCGCAUCACUUCCCCAGCGUUGUCUAUAGAUCACAUUUGUUAAUUGUAACCAUCGAUUAAACAUGAUGCAGUCGGACACUUUGUUACACGUCGCCAAUGUUUCUACAUUGUUGGUGUGCAUGGUGCUCAAGUUCCCGCAAAUCUUCAUACUGUUACGGGCAAAAUCCACGACUGGGAUCAGCAUCAAAAGUCUUGUGCUGGAACUUAUCGGGUUCAUUGUCUUUGUUACAUACCAGAUGUAUUAUGAGUACCCACCUCCAACUUACCUGGAAUACCCCAUUCUUAUUGCUCAAGAUGUCGUUCUUCUGCUCCUGAUUCUUCUCUACAGGGGCAGACUGAAAGACAGCCUUCUGUACGCUGUCGUCUUUGUCGUGGGUUGGCAGCUCCUCACAGUGGAUAAACGGAUCAUCGAUUUAGCAAUGAGCCUGUGUACAUUCAUUAGUGCAGCCAGUAAGUUUGCCCAACUCCAAUGCCUCUGGAGGUCAAAGGAUGCUGGACAGGUGAGCGCCCUCACCUGGACGCUGGCCACCUACACGUGUUCAACACGGAUUUACACCACUGUCGCAACAACUGGAGACAUGCAAGUUCUGAUGCGGUUCAUCGCCAUGACCUUGCUGAACCUGUGGGUGCUGCUCAGCGUGCUCUUUUACCGAAGACACGGGGGCACCCCCAUCAAAGAAGACUGAGCACAUUAGAGCGCAAUGUUACAAAACUGUUACUGCAAGAUUUAACCUGGAAAAAGUACACACAUAUUAUACAGACAUAUAUUUUGUUACACUAGUGUUGUAUAACUUUCAGGACAAAAUGACACAUUCCAACUCAGCAUAAAUGAGUGUUCUUAUGUUAAAUCCUUGUCAUGGAAAUAUUUGAAUAAAAUGCGUUUUUAUUAA
Molecule: messenger RNA, 970 nt
Organism: Syngnathoides biaculeatus (alligator pipefish)
Lineage: Eukaryota; Metazoa; Chordata; Actinopteri; Syngnathiformes; Syngnathidae
Gene: slc66a3
Product: solute carrier family 66 member 3
Exons: 7
Coding region: 143-766 (207 amino acids)
Source: RefSeq, a predicted model, not a curated record